Messenger RNA from Diorhabda carinulata, 2138 nucleotides. RefSeq names its product helix-loop-helix protein 13 (gene Fer2). The record is from RefSeq and is a predicted model, not a curated record. NCBI's taxonomy places the organism in Eukaryota, Metazoa, Arthropoda, Insecta, Coleoptera, Chrysomelidae. The transcript has 5 exons. Gene Ontology annotation, biological process: regulation of transcription by RNA polymerase II; developmental process. Bases 157 to 792 code for a protein of 211 amino acids. Gene Ontology annotation, molecular function: DNA-binding transcription factor activity, RNA polymerase II-specific; protein dimerization activity; RNA polymerase II transcription regulatory region sequence-specific DNA binding.
GGACGAACUCUCAGUCGUGAAUUAAUUAUUGUCAGAAUUAGUUGUAAUCCGAACAUUGGUAGCUUAUCAUACUGUUCACUUUUUGUAGCAUAAAGUGAGGUUAAAUAAUUAGUCAAUAUUGCUCCGGCGGUGAUUACAAGAAAGCGUUGCAAAACAAUGACGAAUCGCGUACAUCAGUUACCGGAUUCAUCAUCUUCACCACCUUCCUUACAAUUUGGAUAUAGUGCAGGAGACAUAUCUGAAGAUGAAGUUUCCGAUUUGCCAAGCUGCGUCUUUGCUUCAAGACCUUCGUCAAACUCAGGACUUCAGCAUCACUAUUUGACCAGCUUGCAUCACAAUUCAGACAGUCAAUGCAGUGGACCUCUUUCUAGUUCUGCGGACUACUACGGAUCCUCGCCUUACAGAGUUCAAAGACACGCUGCCAACAUUAGAGAACGAAAAAGGAUGCUGAGGUCUGCUAUUGGACCCACCGGCAGUAUAAACUCUGCGUUCGACGAAUUACGUAUGCACGUGCCAACUUUUCCUUAUGAGAAACGACUAAGUAAAAUCGACACACUUCGACUAGCUAUUGCUUAUAUCGCUUUAUUAAGAGAAGUUUUAACAGCUGAUUGCGAUCCACUAACUUACGUAGAACGAUCACUUCGAGGAGAAAUUAAAGCUGAUAGAGUUAAUUGGAAUACCAGUGAUUUAACAGCGAGAUUAUCGUGGAUCAACUGGGAAAAUUUGGGAGUUACUCCAAGUAGACGUAGUGCUUUAACCUCACUAGCACUUACUUCUGACAAUAACCAAUGAAUAAAAUGGCUUGAAUGAAAUAUAGUUUCAUAAAAAGAGGGAUUAUCAAAAUUAUACAAUGGUAAAACCCCAUUUCAAGACUAUUCACUGGUAUAUCAUUGAGGGGUUAAAUAAAAAGUGGUCGCUAGUUUUAUAAGGGCAUAAAAUUUAUAAAAAGUUUUUUUUUAUAAAUAAUUAUUUCGAUGAUUUUUCGAAAUCACAGAAAUAUUUUCUGUUCCAUGUUUUGAAAACAAAUUUGUUAAAGUUUAUAAUAUAAAAAGUAGAGAAAAACGGGAUUAUAAUUGGAAAUAAUGAUAAUAACAAAAACAACAAGUUGUAAAAAACUAGCUAAGGAGAUAAUAUUGCCCUGGAGAUGAUUUAGUGACUGGGGACAGAGGAAAAUAGAAAAGACGACACUUAUGUGUAAAACCAAACAAUGUGAAAAUGUCUUAAUAGAUUUAAACAAUGUUAUUGAAAAAAUGGUAAGAGAAUAUACCAAACCGUCACAACAAAACUUCUGGGUUCUUUAGGGCCGGUCGAAACUACACCGACGGUUAACAUCGGUUCGGUAUUAUAACGUAUUUGCAGCCAUCUGUUGGCCAGUCGGAGCUUUGCGCCGAAAAAUUUGCGUUGGCUGCACUGAGAGUUUAAUUUUAACCAAUCAAAUUCGAGUGAACUGACAUUUGCCGAGGAGAGUUUGUCAGUCACAGAACGAGUUUCCACGUUUAGUUUGACACUUCAAACUGAACUUUCGAUACAGUUGAACCAACAGUCAACCACCCGUUCGACCCCUGGCUAACGUUUAUAAUACGUAAAUUCGGCUUCAACCAACAGAUGCAUAUCAACCUAUGGUCUUAGGGACUUUAUAAUACCGACCCUUAGUGAAACAAAUACCUACACACGAUAAUUGUUUUGUUAUUAAAUGAAUAAUCAGUUUGUAAGAGGAACUACUUUAAUAACAGAAGUCGAAUUUUGUCGUAAAAAAUAGUGCUAAAUGCAAAUUACUUUUUCGAAUUUUAAAAUUGAUUUUUCAAACACACGAAUUUGUUAAAAGUGAAAAAUUAGAAUGUAACUAGUAGUGUAACAUAAGUUAUUUAUUUUAAUGAAGAAAUCACACAACUUUAUAACGAAAUUUUAUUGUAUUUAAAUAUUAUAUCUGCAUUGAAAAUUACUAUGGUGUAUUUCAUUCAAUCCACAGUUCAAAUUUUGAAUAUUCUACCGUCAAACUGCUGUCUCUUAUCAGGUGGUUUCAACCGUUUUAUAGACCAUGAUGUUAAUGAAUCUGGUAGAAAUCAAAUAGUUUUAUUGAUUAAAAUUUUUAUAUGUUAUUGUUUUUCUAUAUAAGAAAAUAAACCUUAUUUGAAAAA